CACCCUUUGUUCAAUCCCGCCAGACCUUGUACUCGGUUCGUCGUCUUUCGGAGUGAACCCCUCCUGGCGGACCGGACUUGGUCGCUCGCGGAAUCAUACGUCGUGGCUAAAUGAAAUCUCUUCACGUCGCUGGUCCGUUCGUCCUCCCACUGCUUUGUUUGCUUAUCGGGUGUGCAUUCUUCGUCGCCACUGUAUGUCAUUUCGAGUGCAAUCAACAAUCGAUCCCUAUCCCGGACAAUGUAUCGCAUUGGACGCGAAUGGCAACAAUCUACAAUGCCAUUUCAUCGAGAACGCGAUGUCCCUCCCAUCGUGCCGUGGUAUGUCACCAUUUCGCGGAUCUUCCAGUGGCAUUGGCGGUUACUGCAAGUGCGCUCAUAGCAGCCCGUAGACGUGCAAUACAUUCUUGCUUGUCCUGCCCUUGUCCCUCAGAUUCUAGCUCGCUAGCCGCUGCAUCAGCAAGCCUCCCAAGACGAUCUGGCAUGUUUGCGUGCAUGCUGCACGGUUGUUGAAAAUAUCCUCCCGACCUCUUACCGCACCUGUGCGGCGGUGACAGCCCGAAUUUCUGACACCUUGCCCGCAGCGCUACGAUGGUCUUCGCCUGGCACCUUUGAUUAUAAUUGCCUGCUGCACC
Molecule: messenger RNA, 631 nt
Organism: Fomitopsis serialis
Lineage: Eukaryota; Fungi; Basidiomycota; Agaricomycetes; Polyporales; Fomitopsidaceae
Exons: 2
Coding region: 111-509 (132 amino acids)
Source: RefSeq, a predicted model, not a curated record